AUGAACGUUCUCUAUCAGUCAGCAUGUUCCCCGUCUGCGGUCUUGCGCCGCUGCGGCAUCAGUGACCUUGCUGACGUUCCAGUUCAGUCUCAAGGCCCCACAUGCCGACUGGUGGUUGAGGAGCACUUGUCACUGCUGAAAAUAAUUUGGGCUGUCUUCGCUGGACACGUAAUGCGACUCGAGAGCAAGCAAGACGAGGAUGACGAACGCCUACGCGGCAAAGUCAUCCCAAGGAAUGAAGGACGUGGGAUGCGGCGAAAAGUGACCCCACGAAGCGGUGAAGCGGGUGAAUCACAGCGCUAUGGCAAAGGCUCCACUUUACGGCGCCGCGACCGCCUUCCCGAGGUUCGCAACUGCAGCGCUUCGAAUGCUUCGCGAGAAGAGGCUCAACAGUUUGCGACGGCGCGACGGCGUGUCGCAUUCUGCGCAUACCCGCCACUGACACGGGUCGCACUGACAAGUGGUGUUCUGUUGGGUUGA
Plenodomus lingam JN3 is the source of this 480-nucleotide messenger RNA. Lineage: Eukaryota; Fungi; Ascomycota; Dothideomycetes; Pleosporales; Leptosphaeriaceae. The record is from RefSeq and is a predicted model, not a curated record.